AGUCAAGUACAACUUCUGUGCGUGUCCGGUACUUAUCAACUCUGCAACACAAGUUUAAUCGAAAAAAGCUAUCGAAAUGCCGAGAUCUCCGCGGAAAAAGCAGAAAACAGCCCAUUACCAGCGGUCGAGCCGUAACCGUGUCGCGGCAGAGCAAGCCCAACUGGAACAAACAGACCAAGAGGGCAACAGGUUGACUUUGUUCGGGAAGACUAUCGCCAUAGACGAGCAAGACCGGGAUGCUUCGUACUAUGCUAAACUUCGAUUCUGGUUCCGCCAUGCAAUCCCGCAACAGAGUGAAGAUUCCCCUAUGCCCCGUAUGCGUAAUGCUUCAACUCCAGCGUGUGCUUCACCAAAUGCACGCCAAAGUCAUCAGGAGUUUGACGUUCCGCCGAGGGGCGAUACUGGCAUCUUCCAGCAAAUACCUCCUCCGCUACCAACUAAUCUACCGCCGUAUCCAACGGUGAGGCCUUUUCAAAGGAACGCGUUACUAAAUUUGAACAAGAUAAACGACCCAAAGAUUCUGCUGGAGCAACACAUCGCACACUGGAAGAAGGUGCGCAAGAAUUGGAUUCUUUAUCGACAGAUGUAUCUGCAGCGGUACAAACCAUGCUUUGAUUUUAUUUUCUCGAAAUACGUGCAUCCAAUGCCAUGACUAGUGGCGGAGUAAUCUCUUACUACGAGCUCAAUAAACAUCUGCUCCUGGCUGUUUGAACAGAA
Anopheles stephensi (Asian malaria mosquito) is the source of this 717-nucleotide messenger RNA. RefSeq lists its product as uncharacterized. Bases 77 to 652 code for a protein of 191 amino acids. The record is from RefSeq and is a predicted model, not a curated record. Lineage: Eukaryota; Metazoa; Arthropoda; Insecta; Diptera; Culicidae. Gene Ontology annotation, cellular component: transcription repressor complex. The transcript has 2 exons.